CAGCUCGCCUCGCCGUCAUAUCGUUCGAUCGAGAUGCUGCCCGUCCAGAUUGGCCAACUGGCCGAUGAUGGAGAUGAGGCAAACAAGGCGUGGACAGGGGAGAAGAGGCGCCGCAAGCACCUGCCCCCAUCAUCUUCCGAUGCUCCUGCCACUGCCCAAGACCAUGGAGACCCAAUUUCUCAUGCCACAGACAUGGAGGACACCAUCCAAGGGGCCCAAGAUCGGAUUCCUCAUGCGACAGACAUGGAGCUGCUGCUCAGAACAGAUUCGGCACAAGAAGAAAGCUACGGGCCGGACUCCCUUAUCAGCGAGGAAGACCAUGGAGACAUGGAGGGCACCAUCCAAGGGUGCCAAGAUCCGAUUUCUCAUGCCACAGACAUGGAGGACACCAUCCUAGGGGGUCAAGAUCCUUUUCUUCAUGCGACAGACAUGGAGCUGCUGCCCAAAACAGAUUCAGCACAAGAAACAAGCCAGGAUUGCUUCGGGCCGGACUUCCUCAUCAACGAGGAGGACGAAACCCGUUUUGCCCAACGUUUGCGUUCCAACAUUCCUAUUCCUCGUACUAACCUGCCACUUUAUAUUACAUGGGAGGAAGAAGACAAGAUAGAAGCGCGCCUUGCACGCCUUCGCAUCGCUUAUUACAAGGCUUUGAAGCCGGAGUGCGCACGUGAACUUGAGCUUAAGGAACCAGAAGAAUACACUGAUGAUGAACUUGGUGAGGAGUUGUACUUUAAGCGGUUAGAGGAGGAUGAAAGUUUUGAGUGGUUCGUACAUCCUGAUGACACCUAUAAAGCUGGAUUGAAUGACUACCAACGGAUUGCCCCUCGUAAUUUUCUGCCUUAUAGUGGUCGGAACCUGUACCGCUAUCACGACGAGUACCGCUCACGUUAUCAUAAAUAUAAAAUUGAUGAUGUUUAUGUCAAGUACUAUGCAGAAAUUUCAGAGAAAAUCAAGUGGAUUACAGAGUAUUUGCAUCUGGACCGCAGGACGAAGGGUUGGAUAGACAAGGAUACUAGAGCAUGGAGGCAAGCAUUGAAGAUUGCAACUGGCAUUCCUCAUAUGACUGUUUGUUUAGCUGCUUUUGCUUAUAAUGAGUACAUUCUUGAGAUGGAUAAGGAUGCGUCCCUCAAGGACAUAGGUCUUCUCUAUUUUGAGAUCUGGAGGCGUGUCGCUAAGAAAAAUUUAAGUUACAUGGAAGCUGUGAAGGAAGUAUAUGAAAUGGACAAGUUCGAUGUACACAAAAGGAGACUAGAUGGUGAACUGAAAGGGGUUCCUGUCAUUGCAACAAUAAAAGAAUACAUGCACUACGUUGUCCGACAGGGUGGCAUUGAUGCGAACACCGAUGAGGAUAAAGCUCGGGUUGUGUUUAUGACGGUAUCUCUCAGUAUGCAUAAAGCAAUGAACAUGGCUCAGUACGCUCAGAAGAAGUUGGAUUUAGCAGAUAAGCUGAAGUUGGACAAAGAGGGUGGAGUUGUUCUAUGGGAAAGACCCUUCGAGUUCUGA
This is a messenger RNA of Triticum urartu, 1503 nucleotides long. Lineage: Eukaryota; Viridiplantae; Streptophyta; Magnoliopsida; Poales; Poaceae. The record is from RefSeq and is a predicted model, not a curated record.